AUGCCGUUCGACCUGAGUAGCGAGCUCUUCGACGACGUCCCCGACUUCGAUUUAAGGCGAGAGCGACUUAGCUUCCGCGACUCGGAUGCAGAACGGCAUCGCAAGGUAACGCUUCAGCGCAGAAAGCAGCGACUGAGGGUCAAGAACGAGCGCGAAGAACUGAAGCGGGAAGUGCAGGAGCUGACCCAGCAACUGAAGAAGCUAAAGCUGGACAAGAUGAAGACCCCCCUCAGAUCCACCCACUCCUUCUGGAGAAACCAAGCUGCUUGGCAGCGACAACAACGAACGCGAAUGGAGGCGCAGCAACAGCUACUUGCUCGAGUCGCGCAAGUACAGGAGUCGUACAUCGAGCAUCUCCAAACGUUAAUUCCCGAUCACGUCGCGGCGCUGCUGCACUCGAACACGAACAUUUUCCACCACCUUGGCGGAGCCACCCGUCACAACCCCCCACGGAGUAUCGUGUCAGCCGACGCAACCUUGUGCAUGGCGUUGAUCCGAGAGACCGAUGCGUGCUACGCCCGCGUCGAUGACAUCAUACGUGACUGCGGGAUUGCAGCGCUACCUGAUGGAGUAUCGAACUCUGUUCUCCCAUGCAAAUGGGACGAGAAAGUGAAGUGCUACCAGCAUCUAGACAAGUUUACGACGGAAAAAGCGGUGUGGAAAUUGUCAAAGCUGCGCCAUCGACAGCAAGAUCGGGAGGCUGUCGAAGGUUUGGUAGACUCCAAAGAUAUCACCAUCCUCCGCUUCCGCCUUGUUCGGAAACUACCGACCGCGGAGAAGGGGUCACUGCUACAACGAUAUGUUGGUAGGCGAUAUGUGGAGGGGGACCGGGCGGUGUACACCUGGAAAAUCUGCUCGGAAGGCGAGGGGAUUUUUAGCGGGAUGCAUUGCGACGAAACCGGGUGGUGUAUCCUUCGAGCGUCCGCGGAUGGAUUAUCGUCGACUGCGGAGAUAUGCACGCGUCAAAUCCCCGUGGUGUUGAGCAAGCGGAAGGCACAGGGCCUGGCAGCCAGCGAGUUUGGGCAAUUGUUACAAGACGCAGUUGGUGACGACGAAUGCGAACGCGCUAGCGUAGUCCAAAGAGCUCUUCUGAAAGCUGUAAUGGUGGCAUCUUCGGAGUCGACUGGUUCGAACACGUGGUGA
Phytophthora sojae is the source of this 1143-nucleotide messenger RNA. RefSeq lists its product as hypothetical. The transcript has 3 exons. The record is from RefSeq and is a predicted model, not a curated record. Bases 1 to 1143 code for a protein of 380 amino acids. NCBI's taxonomy places the organism in Eukaryota, Oomycota, Peronosporomycetes, Peronosporales, Peronosporaceae.